AUGUGCAUCGGCAUCGAACCAAGACCCACUGUUCCUGACAGGUUCUCCAGGGCUCAAGUGACGCACCACCAACACAACCACAUCAUCAUCAACCACUACCACGGCAUCAACUCCCCGCCAUCCCACCACAAACACCACCACAUCACUAUCACAGCCGCACCACCAACACAACCACAUCAUCACAACCACUACCACGGCAUCACCGCCGCCGCCACCACAACACCACCACCACAAUAUCACCACAACAUCACUACCACAACCACACCACCAACACAACCACAUCAUCACCACCGUUACAACACCACCACUACCUCGGCAUCAGCGCCGCCACCACAACAAGAGAACCACAAUAUCACAACAACAUCACUGCCACAACCACACCACCAACACAACCACAUCAUCACCACCGUUACAACACCACAACCACUACCUCGGCAUCACCGCCACCAUCACAACAACACCACCACAAUAUCACCACAACAUCACUACCACAACCACACCGCCAACACAACCACAUCAUCACCAUCGUUACAAAACCACCACUACCUCGGCAUCACCGCCACCACCACCACGACACAUCAUCACCAUUCCACCCCCACAUCAUCACCAUUCCAACCCCACAAUAUCACCAUAACGUCACCACAUCACCACCACACCACCCACCGCCACCACAUCACCGCCGUCACAACACCACCGCAUCGUCGCCACCACCACAGCAACCCUAACACAUCAUUACCACCACAUCACCGCAACUACCACCACCAUUACCACAACCACAGCGCUCACACAUUACCACAUCACCGCAACUACCAAUCACCAUCACCACCACAUCACCGUCACCAUCACAUCACCGUCACCACCACAUCACCGUCACUACCAGAUCACUGUCACCAUCACAUCACCGUCACUACAAGAUCACCGCCACUACCACAUCACCGCCACUACCACAUCACCGUCACUACAACAUCACCGUCACGACAACAUCACCACCGAUACCACAUCACCGUCACUACCACAUCACCGUCACUACCACAUCACGGUCAUCAUCACAUCACCGUCAUCAUCACAUCACCAUCACUACCACAUCACCGUCACUACAACACCACCGUCACCACCACAUCACCGCCACUACCACAUCACCGUGACUACAACAUCACUGUCACCAUCACAUCACCGUCACCACCACAUCACCGUCACUACAACAUCAAAGUGACUACAACAUCACUGUCACCAUCACAUCACCGUCACUACCACAUCACCGUCACCACCACAUCACCGCCACCACCACAUCACCGUCACUACUACAUCACUGUCGCCACCACAUCACCAUCACUACCACAUCACCGUCAGUACAACAUCACUGUCACCACCACAUCACCGUCACAACCACAUCACCAUCACUACCACAUCACCGUCACCACCACAUCACCGUCACUACCAGAUCACCGCCACUACCACAUCACCGUCACCACCACAUCAUCGUCACCAGCACAACAACACAUCAUCACCAUUCCACCACAAACACCCCCACAAUAUCACCGGAACGUCACCAUGCACAUCACUACCACAACCACACUACCCACCGCUACCACGUCACCACCGCCACAAUACCACCGCAUCACCGCCACCACCACCACAACCCUAACACAUCAUCACUACCACAUCACCACAACGACCACCACCACUACCGCAACCACAGCGCUCACACAUUACCACAUCACCACCACUACCAGAUCACCGUCACCACCACAUCACCGUCACUACCACAUCACUGUCACCAUCACAUCACCGUCACUACCACAUCCCCGUCACUACCACAUCACCACCACCAUCACAUCACCGUCAUUACCACAUCACCGUCACUACAACAUCACCGUCACUACCACAUCACCGUCACUACCACAUCACCGUCAUCAUCACAUCACCGUCAUCAUCACAACACCGUCACUACCACAUCACCGUCACCACCACAUCACCGUCACCACCACAUCACCACCACUACCACAUCACCGUCACUACCACAUCACCGUCACCGAUUACCACAUCACCACCGAUACCACAUCACCACCGAUACCACAUCACCGUCACCACCUCAUCACCGUCACUACCACAUCUCCGUCGUGUGUUUAUGUCCGUGUGUGA
Messenger RNA from Haliotis rubra (blacklip abalone), 2142 nucleotides. Its product is annotated as mucin-2-like. NCBI's taxonomy places the organism in Eukaryota, Metazoa, Mollusca, Gastropoda, Lepetellida, Haliotidae. The transcript has 3 exons. The record is from RefSeq and is a predicted model, not a curated record. The coding region runs from base 1 to 2142 and encodes 713 amino acids.